CAACCAAACCUAUUUCCUCACAAAACGCGUGACGUCAUCCGCUGUAAUAGAUCCGCUGCACUGUUCUUUGGGGCGAAGCUAUAAAAGCAAAUGCUGUUUUGAGGUGUAUUUCUCUCGAGCUCUUAUUACAGGACAGAAGUAAAAAAUCACUGCAAAGAAAUGGCAGAAUCAGCAGCAAGUCGGUUUGUGGAUCAGUUCAGCUGUCCAGUCUGUUUGGAUGGACUGAAGGAGCCGGUGACGAUUCCCUGUGGACACAGUUACUGUAUGAGCUGCAUUACUGACUGCUGGGGCCAGAAGGAGCAGGGGCCGCCGUACUGCUGUCCCCAAUGCAGAGAGAGCUUCAGUCAGAGACCUCUACUGAAGAAGAACACUCUGAUAGCAGAGAUGAUGGAGACGCUGCAGAAGACGUCUCUACAAACGGCUGCUGUGGAGUGUGAUGUUUGCACUACAGAGAAGAGCAGAGCUGUUAAGUCCUGUCUGCAGUGCUUGGCCUCCUUCUGUCAAACUCACCUGCAGCUUCACUAUCAAUCUCCUGCGUUUAUGAAGCACAAACUAGUGGAAGCCUCUAGAAAUAUUCAGGAGAACAUCUGCCUCAGUCAUGGGAAACUUCUGGAGAUUUACUGUCAGGACGACCAUCAGUGCAUUUGUUGUUUGUGUACUGAUGAUCAUAAAGGACACAGUGUGGUGUCUGUGGAUUCAGAAUGGACUAGGAAAAAGGAAGAGUUAAAGGAGUUAAAAGAGACGUGCCUCAAACUGGUCCAGGAGCGAGAGAGAGGGAAGCAGGAACUCGGCGACGCUCUGAAACUUCUUAAAAGUUCAGCGCUAGAAACGAUGGAGAACGUCGAGAAGGUCUUCACUGAGCUCAUCUGCUCUCUUGAGAAGAAACGCUCUGAGAUUAAAGAGCAGAUCAGAGCUCAGGAGAAGACUGAGAUAGAUCGAGCAGAGGAACUUCACAGACAUCUGGAUCAAGAGCUGACAGAACUCAGAAAAAGACAAGCUGAGAUUGAAAAACUUCUGAUUACUGAGGAUCAGGUCAAUUUUCUGAAGAGCUGUCAAUCUGUGUGUGUUUUACCGACAUUUGAAAACGUUCCCAUCACUCAGCACACUCACCUGUAUUUUAAAGAUGUUUCAAUCUCAAUAUUUAAGGAGGUUUUGGAGGACGUCUGUCAACAACAAACAGCGAAAAUAUCACAACAAGUGUCAAAAGUCUGUGUUGCCAAGACCCAAAAUGAUUUUUUGCAGUAUUUCUGUGAUCUUCACCUGGAUCCAAACACUACAAACAAUGCCCUCAAACUAUCUGAGGACAACAGGAAAGUAUCAUUUACAUAUAAAAAACAGCAUUAUCCUGAUCACCCGGAGCGAUUUGAUAGAUAUGUGAAUGUCAUGUGUCGAGAAGGUUUGUGUGGUCGUGGUUACUGGGAGGUCGAGUGCACUGGAAAGCAAUGGGCUGUAGCAGUUUGUUACAAAGGAAUUGGACGUAAAGGAGACAGUGAUGAGUGUAGACUUGGUGACAACAAAAAGUCCUGGCGUUUCAGCUUUUAUCUACAAAAUUUCUAUUUCACACAUGACAAAAAGAAAGUCUCAGUCCCUGCUGUCUGCUCCUCUAGAGUAGGAGUGUAUCUGGAUCAUGGAGCAGGAUCUCUGUCCUUCUACAGUGUCUCUGACAAAAUGACCCUCCUUCACAGAGUCCAGACCACUUUCACUGAACCCUUAUACCCUGCGUUUUUUGCUGGCUAUGGCUCAUCUGUCAGGAUCAUAGAAGAGCAGAGUUUAAAAAUAUAAUUCAUCAGAAAAUAUUAAAUACAAUAUUUUAGGGCAUUGGUUCCCUUGUUCCUGGAGGCCCUUCAACACUGCACAUUUUUUGCGUCGUUCCUUUGUUAGACACACUCAAUUCAGAUCUAAGGAAACUUAUAAUGUUGGGGGGCCUUCAGAAACGUGGUUGGGAACCACUGGCUCAGGGCAUCCAUUUGGCAGGUGUGGCACUAGGACGGGGCUUAAUGGGGGGUAUAGCUCCAACAGAAACUUGAAACGCAAACGCACAAGUGUAAACGUAUCAGUCUGAAGUUCAGGAUGGAGAGGAAUAACUGCUGUCUGUCUUCACCAUACACUGUAUAAAAGGUCGUCACACAGAGUAGCAACUCUUAAAAAAAUAACUUAAGGAAAUAGUUUUAUGAAUUGUCUGAAAUAUAUCUUUUGUAAAAAAAAAAAAAAAAAAGAAAUUGAAUUUACGUUUUCCUGCAAUGACACUUGAUGGUCAAAAAAUGUGUAAAUAAAUGCAUAAUAUAUAAAUAUAAAAUAAAAAAACAUUACAUCGUAUUUUAAGUAAAAUAUCACAACAUAAACAAGAACAUAACAUUUGAUAAAUGUACAUCGGAUACAUCGCAGAAUAGUUUGAAAUCAACAAUUUAGAGCUUGACUAGUGACUGGUCACAAGGUCUAAAGAACAUAUUGAUUUUUUAUUAA
Molecule: messenger RNA, 2463 nt
Organism: Carassius auratus (goldfish)
Lineage: Eukaryota; Metazoa; Chordata; Actinopteri; Cypriniformes; Cyprinidae
Product: E3 ubiquitin/ISG15 ligase TRIM25
Exons: 7
Coding region: 160-1782 (540 amino acids)
Molecular function (GO): zinc ion binding; protein binding
Source: RefSeq, a predicted model, not a curated record